CCAGCAGCUCCAGCUCCAGUCCCAGGACCCAGCAGCUCCAACCCUGCCCCAGGACCCAGCAGCUCCAACCCUGCCCCAGGACCCAGCAGCUCCAGCUCCAGUCCCAGGACCCAGCAGCUCCAGCCCUGCCCCAGGACCCAGCAGCUCCAACCCUGUGCCCAUCAGACUGCUCAGGGCCUCCAGUGAAGAGGAUGCUCUCCAGUUUCCACCUCUGCUGCUCUCUGCUGCCUUUUGUCCUGUGUGGAUUCGUUGUCCAAGCCCAGGAGCUGCAGCCAGCCGUGCUGCAGGUGACAGCCGCCCCCGGGCCGGUGGUGGUGGCCGCGGGGCAGGACGCGGUGCUGCCCUGCCAGGUGCGGCCGGCGCAGGGCUGGGCGCAGCUGGAGGUGACCUGGUUCCGGGAGCACUUCUCGCCCUUCGUGCACCGCUACAAGCAGGGGCAGGACCAGUUCGGCGAGCAGAUGCCGCAGUUCCAGGGCCGCACCAGGCUGCUCCGGGGAGGCCUCCCCAACGGCAGCGUGGACCUGAAGCUGCUCCGGGCGCGGCUGGCAGACCGAGGCAGCUACACCUGCUUCGUCCGCAGGGACCCGCACUACGACGAGGCCGUGGUGGAGCUGCGGGUGACAGCCAGUGGCUCUGCCCCACUGCUGGUGCUGGAGCAGUACCAGGCUGGGGGCAUCAGACUGGGCUGCCACUCGUCAGGCUGGCACCCAGAGCCCCGCCUGCUGUGGCAGGAUGCCCACGGGCAGCAGCUGCCAGCCCUCUCAGAAGACAUUGCCCAGGACAGCAGGGGACUCUUCGCAGUGAACAGCAGCAUCAUCCUCACCAGGGGCACCAAGCAGAACCUCUCCUGCUCGGUCCAGGAUGCCCUGAGCCAGCAGGGGCAGGCCUCGGCGCUCUACGUGGCAGAUCCCUUUUUCCAGAAUGCCCAGCCCUGGAUGGCAGCCCUGGGCGUGACCCUGCUGGCUGUGGUUGCUCUCCUUCUGCUUGCUGUUUAUCUGCUUAAAGUGAGAGGAAGGCAGCAGGCAACAAUAGCGCUACAGAAGGCAGCCCUGCGGGAGCGUGAGGCAGAAAUUGAGAGGCAGGCUGAAGAGCUGGCAUGGAGAAGAUAUGCAGCACCCAUAGAGGAGGUGAAGGUGGUUCUGGAUCCAGACACAGCCCACUGCGACCUCGUCCUGUCCGAAGACUGCAGGGACGUGAGGCGAGAAGACAGGCGGCAGGACCUCCCCGACGGCCCCCAGAGGUUCAACCCCUGGCGCUGUGUGCUGGGCCGGGAAGGCUUCACCUCGGGCAGGCACUGCUGGGAGGUGGAGGUGGUGGAUGCAGGAGGAUGGACCGUGGGGGUCUGCAGAGAGGACGUGAAAAGGAAGGGGGAGAUUGAGUUCAAGCCCGAGGAGGGCAUCUGGGCAGUGGGGCUGUGGGCAGGGCAGCUCCAAGCUCUCUCCUCGCCCAGCCGCACUCCGCUCCCGCAGCUCCGCGUCCCCAGGCGCCUCCGAGUCUGCCUGGACUGUGCCGAGGGCAGGGUGGCAUUCUUCAGUGUGGAUGAGGAGCUUCCCAUCUUCACCUUUCCCCUGGCCUCGUUCGAGGGUGUGAAAGUCCACCCUUGGGUCUGGCUGGGUCCUGGGACAUGGCUCAAGAUGUGGCCCUGACGGAGGGGAGGCAGUGAGAGAAGGCUCAGAGGGAGAAGCUCAGGAGGGGUUAGGGGGAAGGAACCUAUGGAGGCUUCUGUUGAGAACCUGCUCACAGCAGAGCUCACUGCAGCCUGCGGUGUCUUUGGGCCUUGUUCAGCUGAGUUGUGUAGGAUCUCCUUACCUCGGGGACCUCUGUCCUGGUGCUGCACCGAGGGAAGAAUUAACCCUUCGUGACUGGUCAGAGCGUCCCCAGCUACAGCUCCUGACUGCCUCCCUCCACCUGCUGGAGAAGACUCCCACAGCUGGGAUCUCCUAGGAGCCUGCAAAAUAAAGUUCCUUCAGCAGGAUUUGUCUCUGUGCCAGCUGCAGAUGUCUGUGUCUGAGGGCUGUCUCCCCAGCCCGGGGGGAGCUGCAGGCACUCUCGAGGAGAUGGUUCAGCAGGGCCUGCAGGAGACAUGAUGGGUCCAUGGGGUGGGUCCAUGCCUGCCUCCUGUGACCUGGAGACAGCUAACACCAUGGGAUGGAGCUUGCCUUUGCUUACAGUGCUGAGGGGCCUGGAGCAGGCUCAGAAUGUCCCACAUAGGCUGGAGAUACCAAAACUCCACCUGCUGAAGAGAACUUCAGGCUGAGGCACGUUCAGGAGCAGCUUCAGAUGAUGUUGCUGUGGUGAAAUCUGCCACCUGCAAGGGAGGAGAGAGGCAUCUGCAGCCUCUGA
Messenger RNA from Pogoniulus pusillus (Red-fronted tinkerbird), 2343 nucleotides. Its product is annotated as butyrophilin subfamily 1 member A1-like. Gene Ontology annotation, cellular component: external side of plasma membrane. NCBI's taxonomy places the organism in Eukaryota, Metazoa, Chordata, Aves, Piciformes, Lybiidae. The record is from RefSeq and is a predicted model, not a curated record. The transcript is spliced from 11 exons. Gene Ontology annotation, biological process: regulation of cytokine production; T cell receptor signaling pathway. Gene Ontology annotation, molecular function: signaling receptor binding. The coding region runs from base 192 to 1646 and encodes 484 amino acids.